This is a messenger RNA of Trifolium pratense (red clover), 1311 nucleotides long. RefSeq lists its product as uncharacterized. The transcript has a single exon. Lineage: Eukaryota; Viridiplantae; Streptophyta; Magnoliopsida; Fabales; Fabaceae. Gene Ontology annotation, molecular function: zinc ion binding; nucleic acid binding. The record is from RefSeq and is a predicted model, not a curated record. Bases 1 to 1311 code for a protein of 436 amino acids.
AUGUCUAGUUCACCUUCACCUAGAACAACAGCUAUGGCUAUUCAAAUGAGAGCCAUGCGUGACCAUUUUGAGAGAUUGUUAAGAGAACAAGGUGAACAAUUCCAACAAAAAUUUGAUGAGUUAGAAAGGAGGUCUAAUGAUGGUAGUGGUGAUGAGGAGGAAAGAAGGCGUAGGAGGAGACAAGGGAGGGAUCCUUUGAGGGGCAUAAAAAUUAAAGUUCCAUCUUUUGUUGGGAAGAGUGAUCCGGAGGCGUAUCUAGAAUGGGAGACUAAAAUUGAGCAAAUUUUUAAUUGUCACAAUUAUUCUGAUGUUGAAAAAGUGCAGGUUGCUUCCAUUGAGUUCAAGGAGUAUGCUUUAGUGUGGUGGGAUCAAUUGAUCAAAGAUAGAAGGAGGUAUGAUGAACGACCAAUUGAUACUUGGGAAGAGAUGAAGAGAAUCAUGAGGAGAAGGUUUGUUCCUUCCUAUUAUCAUAGGGAUUUACACAACAAAUUGCAAAGACUCACUCAAGGUUCUAAAAGUGUUGAAGAAUAUUUCAAGGAGAUGGAAGUUGCCAAAAUUAGAGCUAAUGUGGAGGAGGACAAUGAAGCAACCAUGGCUAGGUUUCUUCAUGGUCUAAAUCGUGACAUUAGUGACAUAGUGGAACUUCAUCACUAUGUUGAAAUGGAUGAAUUGGUACACCAAGCUAUCAAAGUGGAACAACAACUCAAAAGAAAGAGCCAAGCAAGGAGAAGUUCCACCAAUUUCAAUUCUCCAAAUUUGAAAGACAAGGAGGGUGCUUCAUCUUCAUCAUCUACAGAGCCCAUAGUUGAAAACAAAGGUAAAGCUAUUGCACCUUCUCAAAGUGUUUCAACUAACAAAAAGGUUACAUGUUUCAAGUGUCAAGGCAAAGGGCAUAUUGCAUCUGAAUGUCCAACAAAGAGAACUAUGCUUAUGGAGGAAAAUGAAGAAGAGGAGGAAGGUAAUAAGGAUGUUGAAGAGAAUGAUGAAGAAGAAGAAGAAAUACCUAGUGGAGAGUUACUCAUGGUGAGGAGGAUGUUGUGGAACUUGGUCAAAGAAGAAGACACCACUCAAAGAGAAAACCUUUUUCACACAAGAUGCCUAGUCCAAAAAAAGGUAUGUUCUUUAAUUAUUGAUGGUGGGAGUUGUACCAAUGUUGCUAGUACUCGUUUAGUGUCGAAACUUAAUUUAGAAACAAAACCUCACCCUAAGCCAUAUAAACUUCAAUGGCUUAAUGAAAGUGUUGAAAUGGUUGUUAAUAGACAAGUUGAGGUUUGUUUUACAAUUGGGAAAUAUGAGUUUUACAAUUGUUGA